Molecule: messenger RNA, 3393 nt
Organism: Penaeus chinensis
Lineage: Eukaryota; Metazoa; Arthropoda; Malacostraca; Decapoda; Penaeidae
Product: sodium-independent sulfate anion transporter-like
Exons: 12
Coding region: 199-2055 (618 amino acids)
Biological process (GO): transmembrane transport
Cellular component (GO): membrane
Molecular function (GO): sulfate transmembrane transporter activity
Source: RefSeq, a predicted model, not a curated record
GAAAAUUGAUAAGUAAAGAGAUUAACAAAAAGAUAGAAUGCAGACGCCAAUAACUUGGACUUUCCUCCCGCAGAUCCCGACGUCGAGACGCCCCUGAGGGAGGCCUCCCCUCGCCCCAUCAUCCGCCCCGCCUCCAAAGCGGCGGGGCACCAAGGCGCAGACGGAGCAGCGAACGCCCGAGCGAAGACCAGACCCACGAUGGCCAGCGUGACCUCCAGCGCCACGAAUCUCCUUUCGAGGAAGGUCCGCGGCAUCUUCACCAAGAAGACCCUGAACGCGAGGCUCCCGAUCACACAAUGGCUCCCCAAGUACAACCUGGAGAUGCUGGAGGGGGACGUCCUGGCCGGCUUCACCGUCGGUCUCACCGUCAUCCCGCAGGGCAUCGCCUACGCCAUCGUGGCCGGCCUGGAUGCUAACUAUGGUUUGUACUCCGCAUUCAUGGGUUGCUUCGUGUACACGCUCCUUGGCAGCUGCAAGGACAUUACCAUUGGCCCCACAGCCAUCAUGGCCAUCAUGACCCACGAGUACUCGGGCGCCGGAGGACCCGACUUCGCCGUGUUACUCUGCUUCCUCAGCGGCCUCAUCAUCCUUGCCUCAGGCAUAUGCAACUUGGGAUUCCUCAUAAUGUUCAUAUCGAAGCCAGUGAUAUGCGGCUUUACGUCAGCGGCUGCCAUUACCAUAGCCUCCUCGCAACUCAAAGGACUCUUCGGGCUAAGCUACGAUGCAGAAGGAUUUUUGGACACCUGUGAAAAGCUGUUUAAAAAUAUUGCGAAUACUCGGUGGCAAGACAUCACGCUGGGGAUAUGCUGUAUGGUCUGCCUGCUGCUCAUGAGGAAAUUAAAGGACUUAAAAGCUGUGAAGCCAAAUGAAACAGAUUCAACGGGGAAAAAAGUAUUAAAAAAACUAAUAUUCUUGUCGUCUGUGGGAAGAAAUGCCAUAGUCGUCAUUGUCGCCGGUGUUAUUGCAUUUGCGGCUCCAGAAGGCACGUUCAAAGUGACAGGUAUUGUCCAGGGGGGCAUGCCAGCCUUCGAGCUUCCUCCCUUUUCCACCGAAGUGAACAACGUAACCUACUCGUUCGGCGACAUGAUAGCGUCCGUCGGCUCGGGUGUCGCCAUCAUUCCUCUUAUUUCCAUCUUGGAAAGCAUUGCCAUUGCCAGUGCCUUCGCCGGAGGAAAGACCAUUGAUGCUACUCAAGAAAUGAUUGCUCUUGGUUGCUGUAAUAUCAUGGGAGCAUUUGUGCAAUCGAUGCCCGUCACUGGAUCUUUCUCUCGAACGGCCGUCAAUGCUACAAGCGGGGUCAGGACACCUGCAGGUGGCGUUGUGACCGGCCUGCUGGUGGUGCUUGCAUUAGCUUUCCUCACACCUUACUUCAGAUACAUUCCCAAGGCCACACUGUCAGCUGUGAUCAUAUGUGCUGUGAUAUUCAUGGUGGAGUAUGAGAUGGUCCUCCCAAUUUGGAGAACAAGGAAGCUGGACCAGCUUCCUCUCUGGGGUUCCUUUCUCACAUGCUUGUUCUGGAAACUUGAAUAUGGCAUCUUGGUUGGGGUUGGCAUCAAUCUGGCCAUUCUCUUGUAUGGUACUGCUCGACCCAAGGUUGAGGUGACAGCCGUGAUGAGACAGGAUGGAGAUGAACCUGCAUAUGUUUUGGUGGAGCCGCGUAGUGGUCUUUUCUUCCCCUCAAUUGAUCAUGUAAGAUCAGUUGUAAGCAAAGCAGGCCGAGGAAUGGCCAGUGGAAACUUGGCAGUUGUCGUGGACUGCAAACAUUUUGUUGGGGUUGAUUUUACUGCUGCCAAGGGAAUCAAAGGCCUUUGCAUGGACUAUGAAAAGCGUCACCAGGACCUGAUAUUCAUCAACGUCACACCAGGCGUUGAGCAGGGACUCAGAGCAAUCUGUGAUAAUCUCAACAUUGUCACAUCACAGUUCGAACUACACAACUCUUUAAAAAGUGCGUUCAAAAAGAGCUUGGCAACAGGCAUGGAAUCCUCAGGGGUUUGUGGUAAUGGUGUGAUCCGUCAUGAGAACGGGGUCAUCUCCAAUCACACGUCGGCGCCUUGAAACCUACUCUCCUGGGGACACAGUUGUCAAUACUGUGGCAUAAAUUACAGAAGAUCCUUUGUCUUUCUGUGUAUAUAUAUAUUUUUUCUAAAUGAUUAGAUAGUUUGUUUUUUUUAUGAUAUGAUGAAUGAUUGCAUGCUGUUCAGUAUAUAAAAGAAUAAUAAUGGAUGAGAAAUUUACAAGUAUUUGUUGAAAUAGUGUUGUUUAAACCUAAAGUGUGAAUGUAGUAUCUUCAUUUUUUUAAUUAUGUCUCUCGGGAAGAUUAUGUUUUACACUUUUGACUAAUCUUUUUUUCACUUUUUAAACUUGAAGUAUUAUCUGCUUUUAUUUUCACAAAUGAUCAAUAUAUAUUUUUACAGACCAUUUUACCACUUAACAGUUAGUCUUUUCUGGGAUGUAGAGGUCGCACAUAUCAUCUAGAUUCAUUUUAGCAUUUAAUUUUUGAUAAUUUAGAUGCCAGUAAGAUUUUUACUGUAUGCUUUCCUAGAACUGAAGUGAUGCCAGUAAGUGAAAAACUAAUAUCCAUACAUACAUAUGCUGAUUACUCAAGUUUCAGAAACCAGUAAAAAUUUUAAUUGAGUUCCAGUGCAUUGUUAGGUUCAUCACCCCAGAGCUGUUGCUAAUGUUCAAUCAGACUUUAUGAUCCCAGAACCCUUCCCUCUUCAAAUUUGUUUAACCCUGUUUUUACAUAAGCAACUAAAAUCAUUAGCACAUCUUUUCCCACAACAUGAAUCAGAGAAACCAGAUAGAUGUUUCAUAAAUAACCAGUCUCAUGAACAGUCAGUUAAUUUUGUCUGGUUUCCUUGAUGUUUCCAUGUUUCCUUGAAUAGAGUCUAUCGAAUGGUAGCUGAUCUUGAAGAAUUAAUGAUUAAUGCUCUUUCCUGGGUUGUAUAAUUUCUGUCUCUUUUUGUUUAACUGUAUUAAACAAUUUCCUUAUGUUUGUGUUUUUAGUGUAUUAUUAUUUUUGUAAUUGAAUGUCAAAAAUAUUACCUCUAGAACUACGGUAAAUUUUAUGAAUAUAGAAUUCUAGUAUGAUUUAUGAAUGACAGCCUAGCCUUCCUGGUGAAGGAGAGUUACCAUAUCCUGUAGUAGAUGAUUAUGAAUGAAGUGCUUUAUUGCUUAUAGAUAUUUAUACUUUGCAUGUUGAUUGUACACACUAAUUCACUUUAUAAAUGCUCUUGGGUGAAAGUUGAUUUUAGUCAUACUAAUAAUAUAGAUUAGAAGGUACAGAAAGAAUAUUCUUUUGUAUGGGUUUGAAAAAAUAAUCACAUGACUGUAAAUAGGUUGUAUUUUAAAGAAAACAUCAAUACAAUAAGAAACUUCUAUAGUUUCAAAUAC